Microthlaspi erraticum is the source of this 1059-nucleotide messenger RNA. The record is from the annotation of a GenBank genome assembly. NCBI's taxonomy places the organism in Eukaryota, Viridiplantae, Streptophyta, Magnoliopsida, Brassicales, Brassicaceae.
AUGGCAAACUUCACCAGACUCAACGUGUUGACACCUAACCGUUCUGAUUGGAGGGUUUUGGUUAGAGUUGAAAAGAUGUGGGAUACCUUGGAGGCAGAUGUUGGUGAAGGUCUAAGCUUUCUUUUUGUGGAUGAAAUGGUUUGUUCUCGAUCUUAUAACGCCCCGACCGCCCCUCCCGGUGAGUCACCCACGCCCUCUCUUUGGGCCCCCAGGCCCAUCUCGGCCCGUGGGCCUCACCCCUGUCCGACGGCCGGUCCGUUAUUUUUGAGAGGCUCUAAUGACUUGUUUACUAUCCCUGCAAUCAACACCCGACCUUUCCCCGUGUUUUGGCCUCACUCACACGGUUUCGGAAACCACUUCCCGAAAGGUCACCCAUCCUUCAACUACUCCAGCCCAAGCACGCUUAACUCUGGAGUUACUUAUAGACCUUUGACCGAAAAGGGCACAAAGAUGCAUGCUUUUGUUGAACAAAGUAAUCAGAUGAAAAGGUUCAAGAGAUGUCUUCAUGAAGGGGAAUGGAAGAUUCUAACCGGAUUUUCCGUGGUCAUGGUGAACACAGAGAUCCGUUUGACGGAAGCCAGAAACAAGAUUGCUCUCACGUCCAACACCAGCGUCACACCCGCAGAGGACUCGGAUGCUUGGAUUCCGCUUGACAUCGUUCCUUACGAUUAUGUUUCGAAUUUUUGGAAUGAUGAACGAACUUCUUUCCCUAGAGGGAAGAUGUCUCUUAUUCCUAGGAACCCUUUAAACGAUGAUCCAAAGACCACUAACACAAUAGAUUUCACCUUACAGGACAACGAUGGGGAUCAAAUACAGUGUCGUGUAAAGGGUGCCUUAGCAUCUAAGUUUAAACGGUUUUGGCUUUACUAUGGUAAAAUUGAGACCAUCGUAUGCCUCUUAACCGAUUGGCGGGUUGUUGAAGAUGCGGAUCCAAUUCAUAUCGAAAGUGAAGAAGGAAUCUCUAGAUUUGAAUUCAAUCCUAUUGGCUUUGAUGAGGUUGACCAUUUCACUGAGAUAAUGUGCUCUUCCUCACAAGACAGCAGCGAAGAAGAAUGUUGA